Molecule: messenger RNA, 2942 nt
Organism: Arachis duranensis
Lineage: Eukaryota; Viridiplantae; Streptophyta; Magnoliopsida; Fabales; Fabaceae
Product: BEL1-like homeodomain protein 9
Exons: 4
Coding region: 510-2654 (714 amino acids)
Biological process (GO): regulation of transcription by RNA polymerase II
Molecular function (GO): RNA polymerase II cis-regulatory region sequence-specific DNA binding; DNA-binding transcription factor activity, RNA polymerase II-specific
Source: RefSeq, a predicted model, not a curated record
UCAACAAUAACACCCUCUUCCAUAUCCCUUCUUUGGGAGUUCGCACUUUGAACAAAGAGAGAAUCUCUCUGCGCCACACAAAAUGAAAGACACACCAACACUCAUAGACCCAGAACCCCAUACCAUAUAGCUCCUAUACACUUACUUCACAAAUCACCCCUUUUUUUAUUUAUUUAUUAUUCUCAAAUCAAUUAUUAUUCAUCAUCAUCAUCAUCAAUUCACUUAUCUCUCUCUCUCUCUCUCUCUUUCUAUCUAAUCUUUUGCUUCUUCUUGCAAUAACAUACAUCACUUGCUCUCUCUUGCUUACUACUACUACACUACUACAUGCUCUUUUAUUCUCUCCAUGUCAUUGAAUAAUCCCAUCGUUUCUUCUUCUUCAUCAUCAUCAUCAUCAUCUACUUGUUGUUGCUGCUGCUAGCUAGCUACUACUUCUGAAAAGAAAAGCUUUCAUUUUUUUAUCUUUUAUCUUUUUGUUACUUUUGAAUUUUGUUUUCUAUUUUUACCCUUUUAUGGCUGAGGAGGGUUUUGAGGGUUACCAUGUCCCACAACAAAGCAGAAGAGAUAAGCUUAGAGUAGUUGUGGCUCACAACCAACAACACCACCAUCAACAAACAACAACACUACUAGAAUCUUCUUCCACUCCUCCUCCUACUACUACUACUACUUCUACUUCUUGGUACGACCCUUCUUCAUUCAUUCCCUCCGAUUUAUUAACCUGUGCAGCAGCAACACAACAAGGUCAUCACGGUAAUUUCCACCUCAACAACGAACCUUCUAAACCCAACAACACCACCAACUUAUUCGCUUCUUCUUCUGCAGUGAAGCAGGAAGAACAACAACGUUCUGGUUUGAUGAUGAUGGGCUUUGGUGUAGUAACCGCCAUCAACAACGCUUCUUCUUCUUCAUCUUCUUCUCCUUCUUCUAACUCCUCUUCCGUUUCCCUUUCCCAUCACCAUGCUUACAUGGAUCCACAAUCUUCUUCUACUCUGCAUUUGAAUAACCCGUCAAUUCACGUUUUUGGGAACAACAACAACAACAAUAAUCCGUUGUUUCUCUACCAGCCACAGAAUCUCAGAGAUUUCGAUAACCAUGGCGGUUACGGUGGUGGUGGUGGUGGCGGCAGCGGCGGAGGCGGUGAAAUCAUGGUGUUCAAGCCUGAACCAUUAUCUCUAUCUCUCUCUUCCCACAACCAUAACCAUGGUAGUAACAAUAACAAUCAUAACAGCAACAAUAACGGCAAUAAUCUUCCUCUAGAACUGAAUCUUCAGCGGUAUGGGGCUAUGAUUUGCGGUGGUGGUGGUGGUGUGAUUCCGGGGUUGGUGGUUAACAGUAGUGGUGGGGGUUCUGGUACUUCGAACGAAGUUUCUAGAAGCUGUUCGUCGGUAAUGGUGGUACCACAAAUGAUGGGUCCAUUUACGGGUUACGCUUCGGUGUUGAAGGGAUCGAGGUUCUUGAAACCAGCACAACAAUUGUUAGAGGAGUUAUGUGAUGUUGGUGUUGGUGUUGUUGGUGCUGAAGAUAAGAUCAUUGUUGCUGAUGCUUCGUUAAUGGAACCUCCUCCUACUGCUGCUAGUACUACUACGCCAUUAAUGGAGUGCUUGAAUCAUUCUCAUCAUGAAGAUCCUUUAUUGCUUGCAGAUCAGCAUGCUGCUGCUGCUGUUGAGAGUCGCAAGAAGUCAAGGCUCUUAACCAUGCUUGAUGAGGUUUAUAGGAGGUACAGGCAAUAUUAUCAGCAGAUGCAUGCAGUGGUAACAUCGUUCGAGUAUGUUUCGGGCCUCACGAAUGCAGCUCCAUAUGCGAGUUUGGCCAUAAAGACAAUGUCCAAACACUUUAGAUGUCUUAAGAAUGCAAUUACUGACCAGCUUCAGUUCAACAAUAAGACUCAUUUUCAACUAAGCAACAGGAAAGACGAGUCUCCAAGAUUCGGCAACAAUGAUCGUGGCCCUUACGGCCAAAGGUCAGGGUUCAUUGAGCACCAACCUGUUUGGAGACCUCAAAGAGGACUCCCUGAGCGCGCCGUGACGGUUCUCAGGGCAUGGCUAUUCGAGCACUUUCUGCACCCUUACCCGACCGAUACGGACAAGUUAAUGUUGGCUAAACAAACUGGUUUAUCUCGUAGCCAGGUGUCUAACUGGUUUAUUAAUGCAAGAGUAAGGCUGUGGAAACCAAUGGUGGAAGAAAUACACAUGCUAGAAACCCGGCAAGCUCAGAAAAAUACUCAAAGAGAAGAGCAUAGUAGGAACAAGUCGAGCGAUCCCUUGCCUUCAGAUAACACAACUCUUGUUUCAGAUAAUCCAUCGACCUCGGCCGCGGAUAAAUUUCAGGAGGCACCUUACAAGCGAGCUAUGAACGAGCUUCCGAGCAUGGCGAUUAGGACUCAAGAACAAGUGAAUCUUGCAUGCCACGGCAACCAGCAAGUUGGCAUUGGAGUGAGCAUGGGGAGUGCUAGCAAUAAUGUGUCGCUUACACUAGGCCUUCACCAAAAUCAUGGGAUUGGUUUGGCCGAACCGUUUCCAUUGAGCGCGGCUCAGCGCUUCGGCCUUGGUCUCGAAACCAAUAAUGAAGGCUAUGUCCUAAGCGGUUUUGAAUCGCAAAACCGGCAUUUUGGAAGGGAUGUUAUUGGAGGGCAACUAUUGCAUGACUUUGUAGGAUGAUGAAGAAGAAGAAGAAGGUCUUCAAUCUUUAAUAGCUUUGCUUGGACUUUUCAAUUUGAUUGGGGUGAUAAAAAUACUAACCAUGUUUCUGUUGUGCUCUUUCAUGAACCAUCAAGAAGGAAAUAGAAUUAUUGUAUAAACUCAUUUUAGGCGAGGGGUAAAAAUGUCAAUGACACUUUCAUAUGCUGAUUCAAUUCACCCUUUGUACUAUGGGAACAAAUCCUAUGUUUCUGUGGCUUUUUUUUUCCAACAAAUAUUUGUAAGGUGUAAGCUCUUUUCCAUUUUAAA